Messenger RNA from Zootoca vivipara (common lizard), 6611 nucleotides. The record is from RefSeq and is a predicted model, not a curated record. Lineage: Eukaryota; Metazoa; Chordata; Lepidosauria; Squamata; Lacertidae.
AGCAUGGUGGUCCUUCAGAUGCAUUCCCCUGCCCGUCAGCGACGGGCGAGGAAGGCGGCUGCGCUAGGCUGCUCGCUGGAGAAUUUCGCAUUUCCUUCUCUUAUUUUAAGAUUGCGUUCCACUUUCCUGUUUUCCCAGUCCGGUGGGUGCCCUGUGUCAAGGGUGGGGAGCCGGCGGCCUUCCAGUUGUUACUGGACUCCCAGUGGCCCCGUGGUCUGGGAUGGUGGGAGCUGUCCUUCUUUGGCGAUCACUCGUAGCCGAGUAAGAUUGUCUUCCAUAAACACGGUUUUAACAAUGCGUCCGUAAGUGACCGUGGAGGCCAAUUCUGGAUCCACACAUACUUUCAUAGUGGGGACAUUGGUUUCCAGGCGGGAGUUGAUCACGGUGUGGAUUUGCCAAGCGUACCUUCCUCUUAGCACGUUUCUCCCUUGCGUCCUGAGUUCAAGUGUCUUCAAAGCCCAUGACACCUUUGGUAAAGGCAGUUCUCCAAGUGGAGCGUUCUCAGGCCAGUGUUUCCCAGUUGUCAGUGUUUCUACUACAUUUUUAAAGAUUUGCCUUGAGGAGCGCCCCCUCCCUCCCCAUCCCAGGUAUAAGUACUAGAAUUCAAAAAUGACUGGCCCAUUUCCGCCUGGUGCAACAGUCUUGCGUUGCACCUGACGACAUUCUUGCCAAAGACUUGUUUUCUGUAUUUAUUUUGCUUUAUUGGUGUGUACUUGAUUUGCCACUCCUAUGAGGGAAAAGGGAGCCAAUUCCAGAUGCCCUGCAAUGGACGAUGACAGUCAGGACGAGCUCAUUAACAAGCAUGCUGCAGUAGGCAAAGUCAAAAGAACGACUGCACUGCUCAUCAGCGACGCAGAAAGCAGCGAUGGAAAUAGUGGGGACUCUGAUGACACGGGCAGUGAGGAGGAAGGUGAUACUGAUGAAGAUGGAGGUGAAGAGGAUGAAGAAGGUGAAGAUGAAGAUCUAGAAGAUUCAGAGGAGGAAGAGGAGGAGGAAGAAAUGGAAAUGGCUGCUACGCAAUCAACACAUUUGGUUAAAGCAAAGCCGCACCUUAAUGGCUUUCUUUCUUCCUCUGAUGAAGAUGCUGAAAACUGCCCAAUAUGCCUCAACACAUUCAGGGAUCAGGCUGUUGGAACGCCUGAAAGCUGUGCCCAUUACUUCUGCUUGGAUUGUAUAGUCGAGUGGUCUAAAAAUGCCAACUCUUGUCCAGUGGAUCGCAUACUUUUUAAGUCUAUCUGCGUUCGAGUGCGUCUGGGUGGAGAAAUCUUGGAGAAAAUUCCUGUUGGGAAUGCAAAAUCCCAGGAGGAUCUGGAGGAGGACCCAACCUUUUGUGAAGUGUGUGGCCGAAGCGACCGAGAAGAUCGCCUGUUGCUGUGCGAUGGCUGUGAUCAUGGAUACCACAUGGAAUGCCUUAAUCCUCCGUUGAGUGAGAUCCCUGUUGAUGAAUGGUUCUGCCCACCAUGUGCACCAACAAAUGCUGUGUCUGUCGAUGCUGAAACAGAUCAUGUGAGUGAAGAGGAAGUUGCUUCCCUCAUAGCUGAUGUCGUCCCUACCACCAGUCGACUACGUCCCAGUGUCCGAACUCGAGCUAUAGCCAGAACACGUCAGAGUGAGCGUGUGCGGGCAACAGUGAACAGGAAUCGCAUAACAACUGCACAGCGAAUUCAGCAUGUACCAAGAUACCUUAUGUCUUCCCUUCUUGAUGAAACCAUUGAUGCAGUUGCAGCAGGGCUGAGCACAGCCGUAUAUCAGAGACCGCUGACUCCUCGAACCACAACAAAGAAUAAACGAAGAGGAGGGAGGAGAAAGAAAUCAUCAGGUAAAAAACCUCAUGCAAAGUCAUCUGCUGGAAAAAAGAGCGCUGGAACUUGGAUUAAGAGACGCAAACGGCGAGCAAGGCGGAGGAAGGAAAAAAAAAUAAAAGUGAAAACUGAGCUGACUUCUCGUUCCCGAAUUGCAAAAACCCUUCGUCUUGGCAAGCCUGUACGUGGCAUUUCAAUCCCUUCCAUGUACAAACCAAUGGAACCCUCUCUUGGCCUUAUGAGAGCAGAUAUUGGAGCAGCCUCUCUCUCUGUGUUUGGAGAUCCUUUUGAACUGGAUCCUUAUAACAGUAAUGAAGAGCUUCCUGUAAAUUCAGCCUCACCUGUGAGCAGCAAAAGAAGAGGCCUUUCUCAAUCAGCACUAAGAUCACAUCGUCCUGUCGCUCGACCAGUCGCUAUGGGGCUUCCUGGGAGGAGAGUUCCUGCCUUGGCACCUGAGCCAGAAGCUGGCCCAGCCCCUGUGCCCGACCUGUUGGGGAGCAUCCUGACUGGACAGAGCCUCCUUAUGAUGAGUGGUUCUGAUGUCGUCAUUAAUAGAGAUGGAUCGUUGACAGCAAAGAAAGCAGUCUCAUUGCUGCAUGACAAUUUAGCAAGCAAUUCAAGAGCGGAGGAAGGCUUGGAGGACAGUGCCCAGCAGUGGACUCCAGUUAGUGGUGGCUCUGCUGCUGAAUCUUUGGCUUCUUCACAACUGAAUUCAAACUCCAAAUCUGCUGUCUCAAAUACUUGCGCCUUGUCCCCUUCUUCACUAAGCCUAGCAAACAAAGCAGCGAGUCCAUUGCAGCUUACGUCUGGAAGGGCUCCCAUUAGAUUUGAAUACUCAAUGACUCCAAGGUCUGUUCAGGCUCAGAAUUUAGCAAAUCUGAAUAGAUGUGGCCCCAAACUGGGCGAAGUAUUCAGAUUUAAUGGAGGCUCUAAACUGCCCGGGGCUCCUCUUUCUGUAUCUUCUACAUUAUCGUCCAACAUCUCGAGUUCAGUCUCUAAAACCAUACCUGUGCGGCAGCCUCUGAAAUUGUCUCCUAAAAGGCUUGAUAUCUCUGAACUCCCCAGGAUACCAAAGAUUAAAAAGGAAUCGACUGGUGGACAUUUGGGAUUGCAGCCGGCAAGUGACCGAAGCAGUGAUAUUCCCAGCUCCUGUAUAACACAGUUGACUGGCAAAGGGAGUACAAACCAACCAGUCGGCGCUAGUAAAAUGGAGAGCAGCAAGUCGCGUGCUCCUCAGAGACAAGCGCACACAAGUGGCGGCUCCACUGCUGCCCAUGCCAGUUGUACCUUUCCUGCUUCAAGGGGGAAUGUUGGAAGCUCAUCAUUUGAGAGCUUUAAAAUCAACAUCCCUGGAAAUGCUGGGCAUUCCAGCAGACUGUCUAAUCCUGGGUUUUGCAAUACUUUCCGGCCUGUGGACAAUAAAGUACAGCAAAAGGAGAAUCCGUCGCCCCUCUUUUCGCUGAAAAAGACUAAACCAGUCAAAAGUGAAAUAUAUGAUCCUUUUGAUCCAACAGGCUCUGAUUCAAGCUCACCAAAUAGCAGUCCAGAAAGAUUGCCCCUCGCUAAUAUCACCAGAACAAUAUCCAUAGCGAGUCCAAAAGUCCAGACAUUCCAAACAGUGCGCCGCAUUACCCCUUACACACUGGAAAAUGUAUUUGGAUCAGCUGCCGAAUCAUCAGGUGUGCCAUCAAGUAACACAGAGUCUCAUGACGAUAUGAUAAAGGAGAGGCUUGUGGAGCAGGUAUCCGAUACAGAACAAGAGAAAGCUGAGGAGGAGGAAUUGUCAAGUCUACCCUGUACAUCCUCUGCCAUUACAGAUGUAGAGCACUUAAAUGAGGAGGAUGAGAAUGGUCCUAGGGUAGUUUUUGAAGAUGACCUAGGUAAGGCUAGAGUGAAAAUUGAGGCAGACAGUUCCAUAAGAGAAAACAGUCUACAGAUGUUACCCAAAAAUGAGCAAACAGAAAAGCGAUCUUUUUCACGAUCCCCAUCAAAUUCCAGUUCUCGAAGCCAGAACAAAUUAAAAAGAAAAAAGGCAGCUACAAAAGACUACAAAAGCACACGAUCAAGAUCUAGAUCAAGAACAUGUUCAAGAGAUAGAAGCUCCAGAUCUACUUCUCGCUCCAUUGAAGAAAAAUACAGCAAAAGCCACAGGACUAAAUCAAAGACUCGGCAUUCCUCAAGUGACUGCUCCAGUAGUUAUGAGCAAUUGAAGAAAAAGAAAGCAAAGGAUAAGACGAAAGACAAAAGGGCAAAAAGCUCCUGGGCAAAAGAACACAAGAGAUCUAGAUCACGAUCUGGUAGUCCAGGCAACUCUUCUUUUGAGUUGCAUGAAAGUCGGAAAAAGAAAAAGCACUCUGCCACUAGAGAAAGGGGGAGGGAAUGUUCCCCAUCAAACUGUGCUGAGAGAAUGAAGAAAAAGAAGCACAGAAGAGAGCGAAGCCAUGACAGGUACAAGAAGGAGAGAACCUCAAGGUCCCGAGAGAGAAGGAGAUCUAGAUCUAGAUCCCGGGAGAAGCGAAAGAGGAGAUCAAGGUCAUCCUCACCAUCAAGACCCCGGGAGUCCAAAGGGCCUAAGUCUAGGGAGAAACAACUGCAAUCUAGGUCACACUCCAAAGAAAGGAAGCAUAAGCCGAAAGAGGUGCCACUGCUACCUCUUCAAGAGAAAGAACAGAAAGGCCAGAAAUCCUCAGAUGAUAACCUGAGCAGUUCUCUUGAUCAUGCUCCUCCUUGGACCCAAGACUUGGAAGAUUCAACACAAGAAUCAUUGAAUGUUCAUCUGGACCUGAUGCCUGUACAGGAGAGCCCUCCAAAAGAGAUAGCAAUGAAAGUUGAUUUAGAAGAGGCCAUUGUAAAGGAGCAAAUCUGCAAGAAACUUGUAACUGUAAUAACUUCUCAGGCAGAGUGUGCAAGUUCUGGAGUGCUACCUGACAAUAUAGAUUCUUCCACUGGGAAGGAAUUGGCAGCAGGCUAUGAGUCACCAGGACUUGAUAGCCAGAGUAGUGAGCAAUUGGAAGAAAUUGAAGUUAAAAAAGAAGAUAUUGAUGAUGUGUGUCCGUUUUUAUCAGACUGUCUUCCAGUGAAGGAGGAACUUGUACAGGAGCAUGAUGAGCCAAUGCCAAUUAAAGUUUUGCCUGAAAUCAAAACGCCAACAGAGGCUAAAGGUGGGGGCCUUACAUUGGGUGAGAAGGCCACUGAUGUAAAGAAACAUGAACCGGAAGCAGUAGCUCAAGGUCCUGUAUUGAAAUCUAAAGCACCAGUGAAAAGAGUUACGUGGAAUCUUCAAGAGGAAGAAAGUGAUGCAGUGACUGCAGACAAAGCAUCAAGGGUGCCAUUCUGCAAACAGCAGAGAACGAAAGAAGGGGUCUGGAAAGCGGAGGAUUUGACCCAGACAUUAAAUCAGGUUUACAACCAAAACCUGCCUCUGACAGCACCACUGCCCUCGAGUCUGCCCCCCUAUGCGCCUGUUAGUCAGCCCACUGUCCAGUUCAUCAUGCAGGGGAGUCUCCCUCUGCUCAGCUGUGUGGCGGGACAAGGAUUGACUCCAGAGCCUGGCAAUCUGGCAACAGCUUCAGAACCAGGAAUUCAGGCAGCUUCCACAGGAGAUACAGAGGAGAAAGUCAAAGCACCUAAGUCCCCUGUGGAUAAAUCAAAAAAUGAGGAGUACAUGAAGAAACUUCACAUGCAAGAGAGGGCUGUGGAAGAAGUGAAACUCGCAAUUAAGCCCUUUUACCAGAAGAGGGAAAUCACUAAGGAGGAAUACAAAGAUAUUCUUCGGAAGGCGGUGCAAAAGAUCUGCCACAGCAAAAGUGGUGAAAUUAACCCGGUGAAGGUGGCUAAUCUUGUGAAGGCUUAUGUUGAGAAGUACAAACAUAUAAGGAAACACAAGAAGGCUGAGCCUGAAGAAGAGCCCCUUGAAACAGGGAACUGAGAAAGGCCAAGCCCCAAAGAUGAAACAAGUGGAGGCUUUUCUAGCCAAGGAUUUUCUUCUUCUGCAGACGAAAGCAGGGAUAAUGCAAUUGCAUGUUGCAAGACACCCCUCCCCACUCUGCAACUGAACGUGGUCGGGCCUUCCUGCAGGGCGGCCCAUUCUCACACAGGGAUGGGCGUGGAUUGGACUGCAGUUCAAGAGCCAAAUGUCAGCAUAUCCCACUCAACUUGUGGAGUAGCUGGACAAAGAAAAGUAUGUGUGUGUUGGGGAGAUCAACACUAUCAAUUUUCAUGGCUUUGGUUGCCCGCCCGCCCGCCCCCCUUUUUUGUUCUCUGCACCUGUCUGUCCAGUUUAAAACAGACACUUUUAUAUGCAGUGUACAGCAAUGUAUACUUGCUCCCACUGUGUUCUUAUUUAUCAGAAAUGUGGAUUCUUUAGCGGUUUCUCAGAAAUUUGGUUUAAUACUUGAACCGCAGUAUUUCUAGCCUGUUCUGUGAUGAACUUUGACUCGCUCUAUCUUAUGGGAGUUGCAGGCGUGUGCUACCCUUUCUAAAUCCACUCCUGAAAACACUGCUCCAGAGAUGGCAUUCAUUUACCAUUCUGUUGAAAUAUCUCAAUGAGGAACUUCAUUUUGAAAGGGCGGGGGUGGAAACUGGUGGAAGGGGAUUUGAACUAUGUUGAAGCUCUUGUGAAUAAUGUGCUGAAGGCUGGUUUCGAGUCGUUUUGCAUUCAACGAGCUGCCUUUCACUGAACAGGGAGGGUGGGGGGAGUGGAGGCAGAGAAGCACCGUUUGCAGACUUUCAAUUACAAAACUGAGGUAUGCAGCAAAAAGGAUGUACAAAGGAGAAAUGUGACAGUUUAUAAAGUUAUUUUGAAUUGUU